Molecule: messenger RNA, 1438 nt
Organism: Zophobas morio
Lineage: Eukaryota; Metazoa; Arthropoda; Insecta; Coleoptera; Tenebrionidae
Exons: 4
Coding region: 113-1159 (348 amino acids)
Source: RefSeq, a predicted model, not a curated record
UUUCCUUAACAUUAACCUAGUUGGGUUCAAACGUUUACUGUAGUUAUUGAAACCUAAUACCUACUUUAAAAAAUAUGUAAUCCAAAAACGUCAAUAUACUGGAAUUUGAAAAAUGGUCUGCGAAGACUGGGUAAAUGACGGCAGAUCCAUCGGUUUGCUGGCUUACUCAACUUUAAUAACAUUAACGUGUGCGACAUCUUUAAUUUUCUUGGUAUUACUCCUCAAGAAACGCAAACGAACGCGGUACGCAAGAAUUAAAACUGAAUCUGAGGAUUUACAACAAUUACAUAGACGAAGCGUAGACAACCAGAAUGAAACUGAUCCAUUUUCAACGGAACCUUCAUCACCUCCACUAACUCCAAAUAACCCUAGAGUGGUGAGUGAAUACGACGCAACUUUAACACGUAUUCCUGAAAUUGAAGAUCAGGCGAUAUUUCACGAAUACGAAAAGAUGAAACCAUCUAAAAGUGAAAACAGUCAAUAUCAUCAUAUUAUACAACAUGUGGUCACUACUUUGUCUGUGGUCUACAGCAGUACUAUGGAUGAAGGAGACGUAUACGAAAAUUUUAUGAAAGAAUUGCUAAAAAAACUGAAAGUUCAGAAUCCGCAUUUGUAUAAAUCCGUACAUGGCGCGACUCAUAUGUAUGAAGAAAUAAAGGAGGAAAAGCAACCGACCGCUAGAAGCUCACAAGUUUCUGCAGAUGACAAUGAUUAUGCUGAGUAUCGUCCUUCUAAAAAUAGAGCGAAACACGUGGCUAGAAAGAAGACUAAAAUUGUUUUCAAAAAUACGAAUGUUCUUGGAUCAACUGACCAUUUAAAAUACCUCAAAGAAAGCGAAUGUGUCGAAAAUGCUGAAGACGAUACAUACUUGGAAGCUAAACGUUUCAGCCCGAAAAUAGAUUGCCCAGAGCCUAUACGAAAAUUAUGUAAUGGACAGGGUGAAAAUAAAAAUCAUAACGAAAUAUCCGGUAAUUCACUUGUCAUGCAGGCUGAGAUAAACGGUGAAGAUAGAACUUCAUCAAGAACUAGUCGAUCGACGUCAACAGAAUAUGGAGUCGUGUUAAGAUCAAAAUCGAGACGCAGCGAAGAGCUUGAUUGCUCAUUGCAAGAGGUAAAACUUUCUAUUUCCCGAGCAGGUUACAUAAACCCUACAGAGUGAAAAACUAGGUCUCGUUUGCAUCUGGGUCGUCUGUUGUUUGUCCGUUUGUCUGUUUGUCUGGGUCAAUUUUUAUUAGACAGAUAAUCUCCGAAACAACUGAACCGAUUGUUGUCAAAUGUUUUAUGUAUGAUAACCAACAUUUUUGUCUAAUGAUCACCACCAACAAUGUGAUGACGUCCAAUAUUUACGAUAGUAAAUCGUAUUCAAAUUUAAUGGAGUAACAUACCCCUGCACUUGUGGUUUGUGAAUCCGUGUUGAGCUUUUACCCUACACAUCCAG